Molecule: messenger RNA, 2051 nt
Organism: Notothenia coriiceps (black rockcod)
Lineage: Eukaryota; Metazoa; Chordata; Actinopteri; Perciformes; Nototheniidae
Gene: enc3
Product: ectodermal-neural cortex 3
Exons: 3
Coding region: 253-2022 (589 amino acids)
Biological process (GO): ubiquitin-dependent protein catabolic process
Cellular component (GO): Cul3-RING ubiquitin ligase complex; cytoplasm
Molecular function (GO): protein binding
Source: RefSeq, a predicted model, not a curated record
UCUCCUGCAAGCUGCGUGGCUUCCCGACAACAAAACCUCAACUUUAAACAGUGUUUUCUUCUUUUUUAAUGCAUAUUUAAUCCCGAAACUCGCACCGCAGACACAUGGAUCAACCAUUCCCCGACACUUCAGGAAAUGAUGCAGUUUUAAACUCGGAAUGUGUCUAAAUUAACUUCAAACAACUCAACAACGGAACAAGUCAACAUACCCGGAUCAACCGUGCUCAGUGCGCCUAUCAAGGUCCAAGUCAAGAUGUCUGUCAGUAAUCAUGAAAACAGGAAGUCUCGCUCUAGUUCCGGCUCCAUGAAUAUCCACCUCUUCCACAAAACAUCCCACGCCGACAGCCUGUUGACUCAGCUCAACCUGCUGCGCAAACGAAAAGUCUUCACAGAUGUUAUCCUGAAAGCGGGGAACAAAUCCUUCCCCUGCCACCGGGCCGUCCUCGCCUCCUGCAGCCGAUACUUCGAGGCGAUGUUCAGCGGCGGGCUCAGAGAAAGUCGCGACGCCGAGGUCGACUUCCACGACUCCCUCCACCCAGAGGUGCUGGAGCUCCUGCUCGACUACGCCUACUCCGCUCGGAUCCUCAUCAACGAGGAAAACGCCGAGUCGCUCCUGGAGGCCGGCGACAUGCUUCAGUUUCACGACAUCCGGGACGCGGCGUCUGAGUUUCUGGAGAAGAACCUGGAUCAGUCGAACUGUUUUGGGAUGAUGCUGCUGUCGGACGCGCAUCAAUGCAUGAGACUUUACGAGCUGUCGUGGAGGAUGUGCCUGGCGAACUUUGCUACGCUUUUCAAAACAGAGGACUUUCUCAGCCUGCCCAGAGACAAAGUCCAGGAGCUGAUCUUGAGCGAGGAGCUGGAGGUGGAGGACGAGUGCCUGGUGUACGAGGCUGUAAUCGACUGGGUCAAAGCGGACAUGGAGCACCGGCACAGUGAACUCCCCGAACUGCUGCGAUGCGUCCGCUUGGCUUUGCUCCCCGAGACGUAUCUGCUGAAGAACGUGGCCUCGGAGGAGCUGGUGAUGUGCCACAAAGUGGGCCGGGAGAUCGUGGAAGAUGCUGUACGGUGCAAAAUGAGGAUCCUGCAGAACGAUGGCAUUGUGACGGGGUUCUGCGCCCGGCCGAGGAAGGUGAGCCAGGCCCUGCUGCUGCUGGGAGGACAGACGUUCAUGUGUGAUAAAGUCUACAUGAUCGACAACAAGACGAAGGAGAUCACGCCCAAAACAGACAUCCCCAGCCCCCGGAAGGAAUGUAGCGCCUGUGCUAUUGGAUGCAAGGUUUAUGUUACUGGAGGACGUGGCUCUGAGAACGGGGCCUCCAAAGACGUCUGGGUCUACGACACGUUACACGACGAGUGGUCCAAAGCCUCCCCGAUGCUUGUAGCCAGAUUCGGACACGGGUCGGCGGAGCUCGACCACAUGCUGUACGUGGUCGGAGGACACACUUCUCUCGCAGGGUCGUUCCCCGCAUCUCCAUCUGUGUCUCUGAAGCAGGUGGAGCAGUACGACCCUCAAACCAACAAAUGGACGCUGGUGGCUCCGCUCCGAGAAGGGGUGAGCAACGCUGCCGUCGUUGGUGCCAAAAACAAACUCUUUGCCUUUGGGGGAACCAGUGUAAACAGGGACAAAUACCCCAAGGUCCAGUGCUUCGACCCCUGCGAGAACCGAUGGACCGUGCCCGCUUCCUGCCCACAAUUGUGGCGCUACACUGCUGCAGCCGUGGUGGGAAAUCACGUGGUGGUGAUCGGAGGCGACACUGAGUUCUCCGCCAGUUCUGCUUACCGGUUCAACAGCGAGACGUUCCAGUGGACGAAGUUCGGAGACGUCACGGCCAAACGGAUCAGCUGCCAUGCGGUGGCGUCAGGAAACAGACUAUAUGUGGUCGGGGGGUACUUUGGGGCUCAGAGGUGUAAAACUCUAGACUGUUACGACCCCUCUUCAGACUCUUGGGACAGUGUGACCAGCGUGCCCUACUCCCUCAUUCCCACCGCCUUCGUCAGCACGUGGAAGUACCUUCCAGCAUAGAGACAAACUGACUCUGAAGUUUCUACAGA